AUGCGCCUUGGAGAAGAUGUAAUAAUCACUGUGUCGCUGUUGAUGGCCGGUCUGACAGCUGCACCCCCUGCGGACAGUCAGGGGUCCGUAUUCGAUUGCAUCUUUCUCUUCAUAUCAGCUCGAACAGAGUUGGCCGACGAAACUCACACAACCUGCCUUGGCAUUCCGCUUUUCCACACCAGUGAUUCCUCAGCCGCACAAUUUCUCUCGCACAUCCUGUCCUACGUCGGACCUGUAGCCGCCCGAAUCAAGGCUGUUCAGCAGUCGGAGGCGGCACCCUCUGAUAGUUGCCCGGACGCUUCACCACCUCUCCUUUUUCAUGAUCUGCCGAUCCCUUUAGAAGUGCUGUGCCAGUUGUGUCGUGGGCCCGACGACAUUCCCGUCACGGCCACGACUGAGCUUUAUGCUGCCUCUGCACUUUAUUCUGCUGUUCUUGGCGUUGCUGAACAGUCCGUAAAACCCAGCUUUUCGUUUUAUGACAUCUUGGCUUUAAAACUGCUCUCAUCAGAAGCGGACGCCGAGGACCAAACCACCAAACAGAGCAGUUUGCGAUUUCGUGGUCCAGAAUGGGCGCCGAUAUCUCAGCCCAACUACCCUGCCUAUUGA
Dibothriocephalus latus is the source of this 606-nucleotide messenger RNA. NCBI's taxonomy places the organism in Eukaryota, Metazoa, Platyhelminthes, Cestoda, Diphyllobothriidea, Diphyllobothriidae. The record is from the annotation of a GenBank genome assembly.